Molecule: messenger RNA, 13569 nt
Organism: Podarcis lilfordi (Lilford's wall lizard)
Lineage: Eukaryota; Metazoa; Chordata; Lepidosauria; Squamata; Lacertidae
Source: the annotation of a GenBank genome assembly
AUGACAACUAUGGCAAAGGGUGCCGAAAAGACUUCCCUUGUGAAUGAAAGAGGUGGAAAGAGGUACACCAUAGAUCUUCCCAGGUAACCAUGUCAUGCCUGUUUCAUACUAUUGCUUUACUCUCUGCAGAAUACCAAGAUAGGCAUGUUCUAAAGAUGUUACUGUUACUUUUAUAAUUUGCUGGAAGUUGCCCAGAGUGGCUGGGGCAAUGCAGACAGAUGUGUGGCAUAUUUAUUAAUUAUUAUUAUUAUUAUUAUUAUUAUUAUUAUGAAACAUUAUUGGUUCUAGACUUGCUGCAAGCUGCAGCAUCACUUACUACAGAACAUUCUCAUUAAUGUGGGAUAAGUUGUGGAUAGGCACGGCAGUGGAAUUCAAUUCAGUUUGCCACUGAUAGGUAAGCCUACCUAAUUUGAUCCUUCCAAAACAAUACACAAACUGAAAAACUGUGCAGCUUUGAAAUUUGCAUUUCUCUGAAUUUGCAAUGUAGUUCUCCAGUCAAGUAAUGGUGUAGAAAACUGCAUAUACUGAGGUAAAAUGUCCGUAAAAAUGGAUAUAUUAGUGAAAACAGGAUGCAAAAAGGCAUUAUAUUAAAAAAUUGUAUAUUAGGCAAAACUGCAUACUUACAUGUGUAUAUUAGGAGAAUAUACACCCUAAAAUGCUGCUGAAUUUUCAUGAGGACUUUGAAAAAUAAGUAAAUUACAAACAGAUGUGGAAAUGUGAGAACAGAACUUAUGAAUGAAGCUGGGAGAAACCAAAACUGACAGAUUCACUCAUUUUCAGUUAUGGAUUACAAGUUUAACUUACUUGAUAUAUUCUGUUAUCCUACUGUAUUGUAAGCCACUUUUGUUAUCCUACAAAAUACUGAAGUAUAAAUAUUAAAGCUAAUUAUUUAGAUAGCUGCAAACUUGGCUCCGUCUCCCUUUUCCUGUAAUACAUUUCCUCCCAAAUAUUUUGCACAAUCCUCACAUGUCUACUCAGAAGUAAGCCCAGUGGGUUCCGUGGACCUUGCUCCCAGGUCAGUGUGUAUAGGAUUGCCGUUAUAGUGAACUAGAUGAUUUAGAGUUAGGUUGCAACUUAUAUAUAGUUUACUAGGAAUGAACCCCACUGAAGUCUGUGGACCUACUUCUGAGUAAGUUUACAGAUGAUUGCCCUGUUAUCAUCCAAGUAAACUGGGGGAGGAGCUAUGGCCGAAAAGAUAUGAAAGAAAUCUAUUAACUUUCUUCUUUUUUUAGUGUUAAAUUGGUUCAAGAGGCUUCAUAGGACGUGAUUCAUAUAAAUCGGGCUUCCUCAACCUCGGCCCUCCAGAUGUUUUUGGCCUACAACUCCCAUGAUCCCUAGCUAGCAGGACCAGUAGUCAGGGAUGAUGGGAAUUGUAGUCUCAAAACAUCUGGAGGGCUGAGGUGAGGAAGCCUGAUAUAAAUAGAAGUAAAGAAACAAAUUGUAGCCACCUUGGUUAUUUGUCACAGUCACAUCCAAGGAAUAUUGACACACACUCUUCGUUACUUCAGACUGAUGUAUUUUGCGCCACCAGUCUGAGCCACACCACUGUAAUACCAAUAACUCACUCGUCGAAUUGAGAGCAGAGUGGGAUGUUUUCUCAGUCAGCCUAGCAAAUUUACUGUCGCACAGCAUAGCACAUUAAUUACAUGCUAUUGGCGUGUAAUUUAUUCAAGGCCCCCACUGAAUGCAUAAAACCUCUUAAGAUAAGCAGGCUAGUAAAUUAACGAAAGAAAUCUAAACCAGCAGCCUGAUCCCCAAAGUCUUGGAAAUCUGUGAUUUCACAAAUAUGGACCCCACGUUUCCAUACUCUCGUGUGCAGAGAAUCUCUCUCACUUGGCAGAUAACCUGUAUCCUAAGGAUCUCAGAUGCCUGCCCUUGGUUUAAAAGGAGCGCAAUUCUAGUCUUUGUGGCUGCAAAGGUGAGCAUGAAAAUGUGUCGUCAGCAGAGGUGCCACCAUGGCUGAAGAUUGGGGGGGCGCAGCGUGAGUGUGAAAUCACGCAUGUGGUGAGUGGCGCGUGCACACUGUCGAGAGGAGGCGUGUCAUUGGGAACAGACCUUGCCCAGUGCUGUGCAGCUUUAAUGGCUGUAGCUCCUCCUCUCUCACACUCAGGAGGAGUCUGCCUUUGAUGUUGUGCCACGCUCAGCUUGGUGACUCAGCCUCUUCUGCCCCCUCAAUAAUGGGGAGCUAAGCAGCCUCCUAAGAAAUACAGGUAAAACUCGAAAAAUUAGAAUAUCGUGGAAAAGCUCAUUUAUUUCAGUAAUUCAACUUAAAAUUAUAACAAAUAAAGGCUUGACAUAUCUCGCUUUGCAUGUCAUGAGUCUAUUUCAUAUAUUAGUUUCACCUUUUAAGCUGAAUUACUGAAAUAAAUGAACUUUCCCACGAUAUUCUAUUUUUUCGAGUUUCACCUGUAUUGAGGGGGCAGGUGACACUUCUGCGCUCCAGAGUUGGCGCACCUGGUGGUCAGUGCCUGGUGAAAACUGAGGUGCCAGUGGCAGGCUGGCAAGGCUUACUGGGCGACAGGGGAGAGGGCUUGGUAAUUUAUUCAGCUCACAGAAUGUGGCUUUUCUUGGAACAGAAAUGAUGGAGAGGGAGGGAAGGCUUGUGUAGAGAAUAGAAAGUCGUUGAAUUCACAAACGCUUCUUGUUCCUCUCUCACACAUGACAUUGAUCUACUAAGGAAUAAUCCACACAAAGAGAACCGCAGUGAGAAAUCAGCAAACGUUGAGCCGGUUUCAAGGUAUCACUGCCAUAACCACUCAGAAGCCUAUGAGGAGAGAAAGGGUGAAGAGCGACAAGCCAAGAAGAAGCUUUACCUGGCAUCCACAAUCUGCUGCAUCUUCAUGAUAGCAGAAGUCGUAGGUGGGAGUUCACUAUUUCUCUUGUUAAAUCUCUCUCUCUUUCUCUCUCUCUCUCUCUCUCUCUCUCUCUCUCUCUCUCACACACACACACACACCCUCUCUAAUCGAGGUAAAUGGGAAGUGCAGUCAAACCUCAGUUGUCAAACUUAAUCCGUUCCGGAAGCCCAUUUGGCUUCUGAAAUGUUCAGCAACCGAGGUCCAGCUUCUGAUGGGCUGCAGGAGCUUCCUGCGCUCAAGUGGAAGCCGCGUCGGAUGUUCGGCUUCCGAAAAAGGUUCGAAAAUCAGAGCAUCUACUGCAAGACAGAGCUGUUCCGCCUGGCCUUUGGUUUGGUCCUGACCCUUAUGUUUCCCUCCCCUUAUGGUUUUGAUUUAUGGGCUACUAUUAAAAUGAGGCCUCAUUUUAAAUUGUAUUUUAACCCGUAUUAUAAUAAACUGGUUUGUUGGUUGGUUUGUUUUCCCCCUAUUAUGUUUUAUUUUUUAUUUUAUUGGUGUUAGCCACCCUGAGCCCAGCUUUGGCCAGGGAGGGCGGGGUAUAAAUUAUUAUUAUUAAUAAUAAUAAUAGUUAUUAACAACACAAGGUUUUCCCCAUCUCUAGUUUAUAAAUCGUUUAAAUUGUUGUAGUGCCAGCUUUAAGCAGGGCUCUUUCUUUUGCUGCAGAACUUUAAGCUCUGAUGAAACACGUAUUAACUGCUAGUACAGACAGCAGUCUCUUUGACAUUGCAACGAUGAAACUGUUUUAUUUUCAAAAUCAGUCUAGACAGUGCUUGCUGGAUGAUUGACCACUGAGUGACUGACAAUUCCCCUUGCUGUGUUAGUGCACAAAGCAGUAAACAAGUCACUGUGAAUAACGCUCCAUCUCGGAAACAAAUUGGUAGGAACAUCAUUACAAAGCAAUAAAGACUUGCUAAUCUGAAAGAAGCAUUUGUCUUUAAAAUAAUGAGAGAACAAAUUAUCCUUCCAUCCUGCUCUUAGGGGCAAACGUAACUGAUACAGUGGUCUGGAUCACAUACAACGCUACGCCAAAGGUAUUACUUCAGGUGGACAAGGAAGUGCGCAGCUGCACAGAGCAAAAAGAGUCAAAGCCACUUUGCUCCUUCCUUGAUCCUGCUGCUGCUGGGCCACCUGGAGCUAAGAUAUGGUUUGGAUCAAUGUUGUUUUCAUAAGGACGUUUUAAACAAACAACAACAAAAACAGCAAAUGGGCGUGGCAAUGUGGAGAACUGACUUUAAGAUUGGAAAAACGAGAAACUGAGAGAAACCCCAGUUGUCAGAUUCAACAAUACCUAAGCCAAUGUGAACCAGAGGAUGGAAAGAUCCUGGUUUGAAGGACACAGUGGCUCUCUCUCUCUCACACACACACAUGUCCAGCCAUCUAAUAGUUACAUCAGUCAUGCCUUGUAGGGACCAGCUGAGAGGCCCAAACCCCAGUAGGAGACCCACUACCAAUCCCCGGGUGCCUCCUGUCCCUGGUGAUCUUCCUCUGUGCUGUUCUUGUUUCUUCUCCUGCCGCCCAUGACCAAGCCUUGAAAGGAACCCUGAGAAAGUGCUGUAAAGUCCACAUUCCUUGUCCUGUCUCUGUCUCGAAGAUCUGGAAGAUACAGUGUCCUGGAUCUUGAGGGGGAGGAUAGGCUGAGUGAGGAUGGAGGGGAGAAGCAGUCUGUAGAGGAUCCAAAGGUCUUCCUGCAAUGGCCACUCCUGAGUAAAAAUAUGUAAGUUUUGAGUGACAAAAAGACUACCAUAUACCCUCCAACGUUCCUCAGAUGCAAAUAGGGCCAUUCUAUUCUACAUCAGUAUCACAGAUAGUUAGUUGUAUUUAUUGAUUUGGGGGGUUUCUGUUUCCCUCAGGCUUUCCUAACCACAAUACAUAAAUUCAAAGAUUCCUACGCUUAAAAAGCUGCACCGUUUCCUGUAAUAACUUUUGUACUUGAUCAACCACGAGGAAAGGUUCAAGCAGUGAUACUGAUGUGGAACACAAUGUCCCUAUUUUCGUCUGGGGAAAGUUGGAGGGUAUGCUACCACUGUCUUUUGUGUGCCAUCUGUUUUGAAUUUUUGCUUCCUUCCUUGGAUUGAGUAACUAUCAUCAUUGCUUUGACCUAGGUGGACACAUGGCAGGGAGUCUUGCUGUGAUGAUGGAUGCAUCCCAUGUAAUGGUGGACCUGAUGAGCUUUCUGAUCAGCAUCUUUUCUCUGUGGCUGUCAUCUAAACCCCCCAAUAAGAGAUUCACCUAUGGAUGGCACAGAGCAGGUACCAUACGUUAUUGCAAUGUGAAAACUAUGAAAAGCAAUCCCUAUCAACAAUGGAUCAGAUGCCGAGAUCAGCACAGAGUAGGGUUCCUCAAGCUUGGGUCUCUAGCUGUUUUGGGACCGUAACACCAAUCAUCCCUAGCUAGCAGGACCAAUGUGGUCAGGGAUGAUGGGAAUUCUAGUCCAAAAACAACUGGAGGACACCAGGUUGUAAAAUGUUUCGGGUUGUAGCCAACUAAGGUCCUACUCAGAGUAGACCUAUUGAAAUUAAUAAACCUAAGUUCAUGUCUAUUAACUUCAUUGGGGCUAUUUCAGGCUUCAGGAGGAUCUCCAGAGCCUUGGAAUUAAGAAACAGAUUGCUUCUGAGCAUAUGCUUAGUCCAGGAAUUUGUCCACAGUGUCAGAAUGGAGCUCACCAUCAUGUGAUAAAUAAAUUAACUCCUGGUUUUCCCCGAAGCUUUCUUCUUCAGAGCAGAUCGAUUUUGAGGACAAAAAUGUCUGUCUCCUUUUUUUUUACGGUUACUAUUGUUAAGCAAGUGGGAGUUGGAAAUCCCUGUCAAACUACUCUGAAUAAUUUUAUGUGGACUGCUUUGGGGUCCUUGUUAGGUUGCUUUUAUGAAUGACUGGGGGCCCCUCCACCAGAUGUGGGGUUUUUUGCUGCUAUAUUCUGCAACGUGCCAUUGAUAUAAUAAUACUGCAUUUGUGGCAAAUUUGUACUGGACUAUUCACAUAUCAUUCCACUUUGUUAGCUGUUGUGCGAUGCUUCCUCCGUUUUUACCCUAUUACUGUACUGCUAUCUGGAAGGACACCUUUGCACUACAGUGUAAAAAAAAAAUGAGAGACAUGAAACAAACCCCAAAACCUUUGUGGCAUGAAGAAUUUCAGCAAAAAGCUAAUGGGACAUGUACUGAUUGGAAAUGAAGCAAUAUGUCUGCCUUGAAACUCUUGCAGGUACAAACAGUACAGAAUCAUGUGUGACCUCCCCAUAACAUCAUGUCUACAAAUCAUCAUGAAUGCACAAUAAAAGGGAGGUCCAGAAUGAAUGAAUGAAUGAAUGAAUGAAUGAAGUGUCAUGACUUCCCCAAAGGAAUCCUGGGAAUCAGGAGUUCUGUUGGCGAAUUCUACCUUCUUCACAGCACAACAUAUCCCAGGAUUCCCUGGUGCAAUGGAAUGACCAUUAACAACUUCCCCUCCUCCUCCUCCUCUUUCUUCUUUAUUGAAUUUAUAGACCGCCCUAUACCCGGGGAUCUCAGAGCAGUUCACAGAAUAAAAUCAAGAUAUAAAACCACAAAAUACAUAACAAUCCAAUAGCCACCCCCACACAAAAAAAAAAUUCAAAGGGGCAUAGAAUGUAAAUCAGAUCAACCAAAGGCCUGGUUAAAAAGGAACGUUUUUGCCUGGUGCCUAAAGGUGUAUAAUGAAGGUGUCAGGCAAGCUUCCCUGGGGAAAGCAUUCCACAGAUGGGGAGCCACUGCAAAGAAGGCCCCUUCUCUUGUUGCCAUCCUCCAGACCUCUCAAGUAGGCAGAACAUGAAGAAGGGCCUCAGAAGAUUAUCUCAGGGUCUGAGUAGGUUCUUAUGGAAAGAGGUGGUCCUUGAGAUAUUGCGGUCCUGAGCUGUUUAAGGCUUUAUGGGUCAAAACCAGCACUUUGAGCUGGGCCUGGAAACUAAUUGGUAGCCAGUGCAGUCGGACCAGAACUAGCGCAGUCGAACCAGCACCAGUCUAUAGUGUAGGUAGAAGAUCAUAUGCCCUACAUCCAGUUGGGGGGGACGGGACAGUUUUUCACUGGAAAAAUAUUUUAGUUAUCCUACUAUCCUAACAAUUAUUUGAAUCACUAGAAAUCCUUGGAGCUUUCCUGUCAAUUAUCGUCAUCUGGGUGGUGACUGGCAUAUUGACGUUUUUAGCCGUCAUGAGGCUGUGGCACCCACAUUAUGAAAUUGAAAGUACAGUCAUGCUCAUUACGUCUGCCUGCGCAGUAAUAGCCAACAUAAUGUAAGUGGUCCUUUAUUUUUGUUUUAAUCUUAAAUGCUUCUGUGUCGAGAAAAAUGUCAUGUUAUCAUGAGCAAUCUCUCCCCCCCCCCUUUAAAAGUCUAGCUGGGUUCUGCAGUUAUAUUUCAGCAGGGGAAAACUGCAAGAGAAUAUAGAGUUCAACUAAGCUGGAUAUUUUGACAUCGCUGGAAUGGGCUGGGAUGUUCAGGGGAGGGAUGCUAAGAUGUCGGAUUCACACAAAGAACAGCUGUGUAAGACAAACUGGGUUUGCUUCAAGUCCUGAUUCAGCAAUUGUGAUCGGCCCCCAGUUUCUUUUGGAACAUGCCAUACCUCACCUGACCCAGGUGCUGAACCAAAUUGGUGAACUUCCACAACCCCUGGGUCAGGCAGCAAGGAGAAGCAUGGAACAAGGAAUGGAUGUCUCUCUUACAUCAUCUCUUUCCCCCUGCCUCAUUGCCCAAACACAUGUUUAAUAUCCUCCACCCCUUUUGACAGCUCUGGGUGAAUCCGAUCCAUGCAGAUCCAUUCUUAGGAUCCAGGCAGAUCCAGCCUUAACCCAUUCCGGAAAAAUCUCAGAACAGCCCAAAUCAGCUCAAUUGAGAUUUGUCUGGUCUAGAUGCAUGGGCCUAGUUGUUAUCUAAAUGUUACUGCAAUCAUUUGGAAUAGCGUUAAGGAAAUAAUGAAUGGCAUUGGUCUCAAGGAGCUUACAGCCUAAAUGUUGACAGCUGGGAAGACAACAGAGGAAGGGAAGGGGGGGGGGAGAAAUGCAAUUACAAUUAAACAUAAUUAGGCUUCAUUACAAUUUGAGGAUCAGGGGCGUAAGCCAAAUGCUUCAUGGGGAAAGUAGGUGAUUCAAAGGAGGAGCAGGGAGGCCACCACGUACACUGGUACCUUGGUUCUCAAAUGCCUUGGUACUCAAACAACUUGGAACCCAAACACUACAAACCCAGAAGUAAGUGUCCCAGUUUGCAAACAUUUUUCGGAAGCCAAAAAUUCUCUGUUUUGAGUGUUACACUUCCGAUUUGAGUGCCACACUUCUGUUGUGAGUGUUACGCUGAGGUCUGUCUGUUUUUGCUAUUUAUUUUGCAUUUUUGUUUUUGCGGCUCUUUUUGUUUGUUUUUGUGACUGUUUGGAACCCAGUUCAGCUAACUGAUUGAUUGAUUGUGUGACUGCAGUACAUUGUUUAUUGCUUUCAUUUUAUGGAUCAAUGGUCUCGUUAGAUAGUAAAAUUCGUGUUAAAUUGCUGUUUUAGGGGUCUGGAAUGGAUUAAUCCAUUUUGCAUUACUUUCUAUGGGAAAGCGAGCCUUGGUUUUGGGACGCUUUGGUUUUGGGACAGACUUCCAGAACGGAUUAAGUUUGAGAACCAAGCUACCACUGUACAAGUGUUUCAACAGUCUUGUGGAGGGAGACAGGAAGAAACAAAUGCACUUGUCUGCCCAAACUCAUCCCCAUAACCGCAACCACCUAACCAGGGUGUUUAAACAUAGCUUUUGGCUACACUGAUAAUAAAAAAACCUGCUUGACACCAAUUCAUCUGCCUGCAUUACAAACUGCGAGGAUAUUUGCUUCAUAUUUUCAAGAAACAGGAGAGAGAAUUAAAUAGCUAUGGGAUUUUCUCAAUUACAUAUCAUAGCGUGCAGAAAUUGUACGUGCUAUGCCGAUUCCAAUAACUUGUUUUUAUGUGCGUUUGAUGUUUUUGCAUUUGGCAAAGACUGUAAAGAAAGUGUAGGGGUUUUUCUGGUUCCGUUGACCUUUAGAACAUAUAUCACUUUUCUAAUUAAAAAGGAACAAAAAUCCGAAGUGGUGGACACAAUCAAAUUAAAGAUUAAAACAGCACAUUAAAAAACAGCUGAACAGAAACCAGAAAACAUAGAGCAUCGGAACCUGAUUUUAAUAGCUUUGUCAAUGAUGUGCUGGAAAAGCAAAGGGGUGAGGGUAUGAGUGGUCUUGCUCGUGUGAUUCUUGCAGAUUAAGCUUCACCUUGCAUCCAAAGGGGAAGGAGCAUCUUCACCACGGCCACAAAGCCCAUCACUGCAGACCUUCGGAUUCAGAGCAGGUGUUAAACAAUGCCAGUAUAAGAGCCGCUUUUGUCCACGCCAUCGGAGAUCUGUUCCAGAGCCUUAGUGUGCUAAUCAGUGCGCUUAUAAUUUUCUUUAAGGUCAGUUUUAUUGAGUUGACUCACCUCCAUAGCAAUUAAGCAUGCAGCUGUUUUCAUAGCACGUCUCAUUUUUAUGCAGUGCAGCAUUUUGUUCUCACAGUGGCCAACCUAUGGGAAGCCUGAAGCAGGGCAUGAGUGUAAUAAGACUCUCCCACACGUGAUCUCAUGCAAACACUAUUGAGAGGGAUGUUGCCUCGGAUACUGGAGGUGUGUUGCCAUUUGAGGGAAUGCCAAAGUCUCACUUCCCACAGCUUGUCUUACAAAAUUUCACUCAGGUCCACACCAUACAUUUACAUCCUUAGACCACCUUAACAGUUAUAUGUGUUCCUGGGAACUGUAGUCUAUUAAGGAGGUUGACCUCAUGGAUCCAAAGUUCCCAGGAUCCUCUGUGACUAUUAAAGGGAUAUGACAGUGCUUUAAAGGCAUGGUGGGAUCUGGCCGCGCUCAAUCAUUAGUUGUUGUUUAUUAAACCGCCAAUGUUGCACUGGGUCAUUUUGUCCUGACUUCAUUCCUCAAAAUGCCACCUCUGUUACGGACACUGCUGUGAGGGUAGGAUGGAGAGAACAGACCCCAAAUUCUGGGUUCCGAUAUGGUUAAUACAGUGGUACCUCUGGAUGUGAACGGGAUCCGUUCCGAAGCCCCGUUCGCAUCCUGAAGUGAACGCAACCCGCAUCUGCGUGUGUGCAGGUCGCGAUUCACUGCUUCCGCGCAUGCACGCGACGUCCUUUUGAGCGUCUGCGCAUGUGCAAGUGGCGAAACCAGGAAGUAACGCGCUCCAUUCACCGCGGAGUGCAACCCGAAAAGGCUUAACCUGAAGCAACUUCAAACCAAGGCAUGACUGUACUUAUUAACUGGUUCAACCUAUUUACAAACCUGUGGUGACAACCACAAGGCAUUUGGUUACAAAGCAAAUUUUAUAUUACAAAGCAUUUUUUAAAGUGCUUGUUAACAGAAAGUGGUUUAUUAUUGGGCUGCUGAAUGGAAAAAAGUAGUGAUGCAAUUGACUUCCGACAAGCACACGGAGUGCGAACAAGACUUGAGUGUAUUGGGGGAGGGGGGGCUCAUUUAAUUUCACUGCACACAGGUGGUGUAGUGACAAUAACAGUUGUUGUUAUUAUUAUUAUUAUUAAUUUUUUAUUAUUCACUGAAUAUCUAUUUUUUCUAGCCAGAAUACAAAAUAGCCGACCCUAUUUGCACAUUUGUAUUUUCUGUACUUAUUCUGGCAACAACCUUCACUAUUUUACGGGACAUUUCAGUUGUGCUGAUGGAAGGUAAGGUGUUUUGUUUGUAGAGCAACUUUUUUCCUGCAGAAUCCUUCCUUCCUUCCUUCCUUCCUUCCUUCCUUCCUUCUAUCUACACUACUUAUUAUCCCACCUUGUUUGCAUUAUGAACCUCAAAGUGAGGUACGUCAGAGGUGUCCAGGUGGCAUCCCAUUCAUGAGCAAAGCCACCUACAGAAUAUCAAAGUAUGAACCAGCAUAGAUCUAAAUAUUGAAUUCAACAAUAAAACAUGAUGUAAACAUGACAGUAUCCCCAGUUCUUAAUGGCUGUCCAGGUAGCUCCCUGGUUUUCUAGGGAGUUUCAUCUGAUGAAGAUGGCCAUGGUUAGGACUGCUGGUGGCAUAAACCUCAGCAUGACUAUGCAUUCAUUCAAAAAUUAUGGGAUUUCGUUAUUACAUUUCUCCUGUCCCACCAGAUAUCAAUGAACGUGGGGUGCAGGAAAUACCCAGCAGACCCAAACCUAGGAGGUCAACAGCAGAGGCUGUUAUUGCUUUGCUUAGAUAUCUAGAAGCAAGUGAGCUGUGUGAAGGAGCAGAUCAGAAGAUGUUUGCAUCAUCCUUUGGCCAGAACUUUGAUUGGUCUGAUUAUCUAACCUGAUCCAACCAUUCUGGGGUUUCUCUUAGCUCUCUGAACAAGCCUCCUGUUCAAAGGAACCUGCCCUUCCACUGUGGAGCACACAAACCCCUUAAUUUACUUUCACGAAGGACCAGUUCACAUAUGUAUGCAGCCUGGUGGUCUUUCACAUGCCGUAAUGGUGGAUUAUUUCUCUUCCCCCUCUCCUUCCCUCUCUCUCAGAUAUGCAGUGCAACAUGCAAAGCCCUUAUGUAGAGAGAUUGGGGUUGCACAAACUUUCCAAUGAUAACAAGGGAGGCAGAAAUAAUGGUGGGGCUGUGUGUAUUCUUGAAAUGUUCUGUGCAUGGUGAAUUGGGUUGGUGUGGAUACACCUCUCUUUCCACUAUGGGAAGAAAUUAGAUUGGCUUGGUAAACACACGGACAAGCUCAGAAAUGAAGCAUUUCUAAUGAUCUGUGAUUAAAAAUUCUCUUUAACUGUAGGAAUCUGUAUUCUGGAAAUAAAAAAAGGCAUUUACCCCCUUUUCUACAGGGUCCCCUGGGGUACUUCCCUAUGAUGAGGUGAAAGAGAGAAUUCUAGCAAUAGAAAAAGUGGAGUCUGUUCACAGCCUUCAUCUUUGGUGUCUGACAAUGAAUCAGAUACUCCUAUCAGCUCACAUCGUCACAGGUCAGUACAUUUCUGUAAAAUAAAAAAAUGAGCGUUUUCUUGGGAAAUGAGGUCAAGCUGAAGUAAAGGCCACUAUUUAUCUGUGGUCACUGCUUGGUUGUUUUAAAAAGGGUACAUAAGAUGAUGGGGGAAAAAAUUGUUGUGGAUCUUAUGGUCCCAGCUCAGAACAUACAUCUCAUUGACAUCAAAUGGCAGUUCCUUCUAUGCGCUUGUAAUUGUAGCCUACCUGAGUGUAAGCUGUGAGCCAGAAGUUCAAAUCUUAGCCACAAGGUAGCCUUUGCUAGGGGGUGUAAUGGGCACCACAUAUCUGGCUCAGGGAAUCAAAUCCCACGGUGGCAGCCCAGAAUCAGAGAAACAAUCAAAGUCCUUACCAAGCAAUUUAUUCAAUAAUUUACAGAGAAUGAUGAAGGAAUCAUUCCUAAUAAUGGUGUUGCUCCAAGUAAAGUCCCACCCCUCCUGAAAGGUAAAGGGACCCCUGACCGUUAGGUCCAUUCGCGGACAACUCUGGGGUUGCGGCGCUCUUUUCGCUUUACUGGCAGAGGGAGCCGGUGUACAGCUUCCACGUCAUGAGUGGUACCUAUUUAUCUACUUGCACUUUGACAUGCUUUUGAACUGCUAUGUUGGCAGGAGCAGGGACCAAGUAACGGGAGCUCACCCUGUUGCAGGGAUUCAAACUGCCGACCUUCUGAUCGCCAAGCCCUAGACUGUGGUUUAGAACACAGCGCCACCCGUGUCCUAGCCCACCCCUCCUACAUCUCCCUUAUUUGACAUCACUCCUGCGUCGGUUAAUCUGAGCUUUCUGCCUCUGAGCUCUCUAUUCUAAUACCCUCAAUGCCCGUCUGGUCUUAGGAAUUCCAGAAAUUAGGGUUCCAGGAAUGCUUUCCAAGGACACUGAGUCUGUCAGCUGUCUCUUCCCUGGUGCUUCUCCUUCUUCCUGCUGUUCUCCUUUCAGUAUUUCCUAGUUUCUGCCCUCUGCAGCCUCUGAAUUAUGCCCUUCUGUAAACCACUGUUCUAAAUCUAUACUAUCCUCCCGUUCUCAGGAAGGUUCAGGAGAAGAGGGAGUGGCCCCCACCAUUCCUCUUCAGUCCAGUCCCUGACACCACAGCUCUCUCGAGCUCAGAGCCCUCUGUCUGAGAUAUGAAGAUGAUAAUUAUACUGACCAGGAAAAAGGGGAAUGGAAAUAUUUACUUUUGAAGAAAAGUUACGCUUGAAAGUCACUAGGGUCCUGUUUACUGGGCAUUUGUCCUGAUUUGUUCACAAACAGUUUUAUGACAUCCACGAUUACUGAGCAUUUAUCCAGAUUAUCUUGCACACAGAUUGCGGGGAGUUUAUAUGACAUAUUGUGCAUCCAUUCUGAUUUUUCUGUGGGGAGGUUUUAUGAUGUCACGUCAAAUAAUUGUUAUCCCAUCGUUUCCACUGCAUUUACCUGUCAGUUUCCUUAAUGCAAAAAGCCUGGGUUGUUCUUUUAAGCAGCUUUGUUUCCCAAGUGUACCAAAAACACUUUAAUUGUUUAACCUGAAUUUGAAUUCUUCCCUACAGAUUAGCAACAGUCUGGAAGCCGCCUAGUUUUUGUGAGCCCCACCCCUUGUUCGACAAACUCUUCUCCUUAGGACUGCAAGAUGUGCACUGUAUCCAUUAAUUCCUUGUGUUUGUCUCCUACAGUGGAUGCUGCAGACAAACAACAGAUUUUGAAUAAAAUUACUGAAGUUCUAUUUGACACUCACCAUUUCUACGCGGUCACCCUUCAAAUUGAAGCCAAAGCAGACCAGAAACCAGGCUGUGUUUUCUGUCAAGACCCAAGAGACUGA